AUGGAGGUUUCUGCCUCUGAGCCGACACAUGGCCCCCAUGUUCCUCUCUCGACGCUGAACCGGCAUCCUUCACCCAGCCCUCAUCCUCUCUCCUUUGCCCCGACGGACAGCCAGCACUUACUUUCCCCGCUGCCGGUCUCGACGCUCCCUUCAAGACCAGGCCAUCCACCACUCGAGACCAGACACCACUCUGAUCCACCAUCUCAUAUUCCUUCGCCUAGAGCUUCUUUGAAGACCCCAAGGCCAAUGACAUCUCAGGGAAUGUCUACUGGAAAUACUGACGGUGCCCAGCCACUCGGUCUUGCCGUACCACGCUCUCCAGAUUCCAACCGGCCACUGAACGUGACGGAUGCCCUUAGCUACCUGGAUGCAGUCAAGAUGCAGUUUCAAGAUAAACCUGAUGUAUACAACCAUUUCCUGGACAUCAUGAAGGAUUUUAAGAGCCAAGUGAUCGAUACUCCGGGGGUUAUUGAGCGCGUAUCCAUGUUAUUCCACGGAAACCCUUACCUUAUUCAAGGAUUCAAUACCUUCCUCCCGCCAGGAUAUCGUAUCGAGCUUUCAACUGAUCCGCGAAGCCUUGACACUAUCACUGUGACCACGCCUAUGGGUACUAUCACUCAGAGUAUGUCGGCAUAUGGUGCACCAGUACGUGUACCUCGGGAAAUGUUACCCAUGCCAGGCAUACUUGCACCGUUCCCGCAACCGCCACCUUUCGCCGCGCCACCAGUCCUGCCUGUUGGAAUUGGAAGCGGUUCUAGACCUGCUACUCCAUCAAGACUCCUUGGCCAUUCUAUUCCCGAUUAUGUGUACUCUCCCUCAAUGAUGCUGUCACCUCCACUUGCGAAUUCACAAGCGACUGCGGCGGCGUCCUUCUUGGGCAACUUGGGCAACAGAGCACCGGACGGUAUUCCUGCUGGCGAGUUCAACCAUGCUAUUCAGUUUUUGAACAAAAUCAAAGUGCGAUUUGAGGACGACCCAGAGACAUACAAACAAUUCCUAGAAAUCCUGCACGCCUACCAGAAAGAACAGAAGCAUCUCCACGAUUCACAGGUAUUCGCCCAGGUUCAAAUGCUAUUCAAGGAUGCACCUGAUCUCAUGAGCGAAUUCCGAGAUUUCCUACCCGAAGCGCUGGCGCCUUCGUCGCAUCACUCAGGGUUAGUAGGUAUUCUACCUCAUCCGACAGGUGGUGCGAGCCCUUGGUCUCAGGCAGAAGUGGCUGCUCCAACCUCGGAUAAGGCGACCAAGGCCCCCAGUCGAAGACGAAAGCGGGCUGUGGAGAAGGAAGCUCCUGGUACACAGAAGGGGCCUGGAGGAAGAAUCGUCAAGCGAGCGAAGCCUAACCAGAAACCGGAACCGCAAUCACCGAAAUUUGCCCCCUUCCCUGUCCCUUCUACUCCGCCGCCGCCACAUGUACAACAGUCACUUGGUAUUCCCCCACACUUACAGAACGUUCAUUCUCGUAUGCUCCAGCCGCCAGCCAUUGCUCUGAAUGGUAGUGGCGCGCCAGUGUCCACAUCUGAGGAGCUGCUGUUUUUCGACCGCGCAAAAAAGGCUCUAGAAAGCGGGGGAACCUACGAUGAGUUCCUAAAACUGCUCAAUCUCUUCGCGAAAGAUGUCAUCGACGCUAAAACUCUCGUGGACCGUGUGGAAAUUUUCCUGGGUGAAGGUGAGCUGAUGGCUCAGUUCAAGGAUAUGAUGAGCUGGGACGAUAAGUACGGAAACAUCGAAUAUGGACCACCCGGCAGCAUUAGAACAGGCCCUCCGGACCCGUAUACAGCUAGACCUCCGGACGACGGCCAAGGUCCGAGCUAUCGGAGAUUUCCUGAGAGUGAGAUACGUUUGGCAUGUUCUGGCCGUGGUCAGCUGGAAUGGUCAGUGUUGAACGAUGAAUGGGUUUCCCAUCCUACGUGGGCCUCAGAAGAGUCCGGAUUCGUCGCACAUAAGAAGAAUUCGUUUGAGGACACGUUGCACAAGAGUGAAGAGGAGCGGCACGAGUAUCAGGUUCAUAUUGAAGGGCUUCAGCGUACGAUUGGUGUUCUUGAACCGCUUGACGCUCGCAUCGAUGAAAUGUCGCCCGAAGAACGGACACAAUUCAGAUUGAAGCCAAGUCUAGGCGGGACCUGUCCCGCAAUCUACGAGCGGACUAUAAAAAAGAUCUACGGUCGUGACAAUGUGGCCGAGAUUAUGAAAGCAUUGCAGGAAUGCCCGAGUGUCGCCGUUCCCGUUGUCCUCAAGCGCCUCAAGCAGAAAGAUGUUGAAUGGCGCCGCGCCCAGCGGGAAUGGAGCAAAACUUGGCGCGAGGUCGACGCGAAGAACUUUUACAAGGCUCUUGACCAUCAAGGUAUCAUCUUCAAGGCAAACGACAAGAAAUGUAUUACUACAAAACACUUUGUGCAGGAUAUCGAGUCGGUAAAGGCCUUGCAGACCAAAGCCCACGAUAAGAAAGGCAAAGGGAUGCAGGACUCAUUCGGGUACCAGUUGGAGUACGAGCUUCAGGACACAGGUGUGCUACAAGAUUCUCUCAAGCUGAUUUUCUCGUUCCUCGAUCGCUCGCCUUCCAUGUACAGUCCGGCGGAAAGACGGAGCGUAGAGCGCUUCCUUCGAUCUUUCAUUCCUAUGGUGUUCAUGAUUUCACCGCACGAGUUGAACAUUGCAUGUGGGCCGCUAGAGCCAGGCCACGACGAUGACCCUGCGGACGAUUUCACAUCACUUGCAGAUGGACCUGAUUCCAAGUCAGGUCGGGACCGCGGCGGUAAGCGGCAGGCCAGCGGAGGACAUUCAUCGGGGGUUUCACCGGGUGACCUCAGGAAGAGGCUUCUGAAGACAGCGCAGGAACGCUCGCCACGCAGCGGCACUAAACCCCUGUCGUCCAAAUCAGCUGUUCUGACUAGGUCCACUUCUCCUGCACCCAGCGACAGUCCUCUGACAUCGUCCCGACCCAGAGGUUCGAGGCUGCAGCACGAGCUCGACCUGGACAGCAAGCAGCGUACAAUCCCCGCGGAUAUCUGGGUCAGAGAGGCUCUCAUUGGGUCGAGCGAUACUGCGGGAGAAGGCUUGAUCGCACGGAGACCCUUUUUUGCGAAUACCACGUACUAUACUUUACUACGGCUCCUACAGCUGCUCUAUUCACGGCUCUCCAUGUGCAAGGAUAUUGGCGCGCGGCUGGCCGAGCAGAAACAUUCCUCGCUAUUGGCAAAUCCGAUCGCGGUAGAAUUAGGAUUGGACGAACCAAACGGUCCUGCAGCCGUAUUAUCACAGGCCGUGGAGGUUGUCGGUGGAAGUCAGACGGGCGAAGAAUCAAACGUGCUAUACUUAUACCUUCUGGACGCAUGCGAGAAGGUUUUCGACAACGAGUCAGAUCAAGCCACAUUUGAAGAACAUCUAAGAUGGUUCUUUGGGACGAAGGCGUAUCACGUUUUCACGCUGGAUAGAAUAAUCAUUGCCGUCGUAAAGCAGGUGCAGACAAUUACGGCCGAUAACAAAUGCCAGGAGCUAUGGGACUUGCUUCAACGGUCGCGAGGAGAAGAUGCACCAACUGUGCACGACACCAUUCGAUACAGACGAGAAGCAGAGCAUCAUGUGGGCUUGGAUGAUAACUUGUACAGGUUCGAUUGGGAUGCCGAUUCGCGACAUCUGCGCAUUCAACUGGUGGGGUCGACGGAUCCGAGUGUGGGGGAGGACGUGUCAAGGCGAGGCAGAUGGAAGGAAUACGUUGCGUCGUAUGUAAUGGAGCAUCCUACCGAAUGGCUGCCUGCAGGACGCGCGGGGGGCAGUUCUCUAUUUUUGAAGAGGACAGUGAUGGAUGCGGUCGAGAAGGGAGAGGUUGUGCAAACGACGACGGGGAUGCGGAUUGUGGUGGAGGCUGGUAGCUACAAGCUGCAGUACGAGGCGGGCGGGGAGGACGUGGUGGUGCGGCGGCGGGAGAGAAAGGAGGAGACGGCGCUCAGGAGCCGAGCCGCUGCCCGUCGCGAGGACGGGAGGCGGUGGAUUGGGCGUCUAGUUGUGGGAGCGUGA
Fibroporia radiculosa is the source of this 4014-nucleotide messenger RNA. RefSeq lists its product as uncharacterized. Lineage: Eukaryota; Fungi; Basidiomycota; Agaricomycetes; Polyporales; Fibroporiaceae. Bases 1 to 4014 code for a protein of 1337 amino acids. The record is from RefSeq and is a predicted model, not a curated record. Gene Ontology annotation, molecular function: transcription corepressor activity. The transcript has 10 exons. Gene Ontology annotation, biological process: negative regulation of transcription by RNA polymerase II. Gene Ontology annotation, cellular component: chromatin; Sin3-type complex.